Tinamus guttatus (white-throated tinamou) is the source of this 1609-nucleotide messenger RNA. NCBI's taxonomy places the organism in Eukaryota, Metazoa, Chordata, Aves, Tinamiformes, Tinamidae. The record is from RefSeq and is a predicted model, not a curated record.
AUGGCAAAUCUGCCCUACAACAGUUUAUGUUUUACCGUGCGUAACGGCUCUUCGUUACGUUCCAGGAUGGAACAUGAGGCUACCCAGCUAGAGAAGCAGCACGUGCACAGCGUGUAUGAGAACACAGCCGCCUACCUCAGCGACCUGCAGAGCAAAGCGUGGCCUCGCGUGCGCCAGUUCCUGCUGGAGCAGCCGCCCGGCAGCCUCGUCGCAGACAUAGGUUGUGGAACUGGGAAGUAUCUCAGUGUCAACAGUCAGGUGUAUAAUCUCGGCUGCGAUUACUGCGCACCCUUGGUAGACAUUGCAAGGAGGAAAGGUGAUGAAGUUCUGGUAUGUGACAACCUUAACCUUCCCUUUAGGGAUCAGUGCUUCAAUGCAAUCAUUUCCAUCGGAGUGAUCCAUCAUUUCUCAACUAAACGAAGAAGAAUCAAAGCAAUAAAGGAAAUGGCAAGAGUGUUGAUACCUGGAGGUCAGAUGAUGAUUUAUGUUUGGGCUAUGGAACAAAAGAAUCGCCGCUUUGAGAAGCAAGAUGUGUUUGUUCCUUGGAAUAAAGCUUUGUGCUCACGGCAUUUUUCAGAAUCGAGUCAACCCGGAGAUAAGGGUGAGUUUGUGCGUUCUGUAAAGAGCCAAGACGGGCUCCCUGCGCAGCUAGUCCUCUCUGACUGCAGCUACCCCACCAAUCUGCAGUCAGAAACAGAUUCAAAACAUUCCCAUAAUAUGAACCAUUGCCUGUCCAGAGCCUGCUGCCUGAAAAUUUCCGAAGAAGAAAACAGAUUUUACAGUGCUCUAGGAAGAUCUUUCCGUUCCUGGUUUUCCUCCAGAUCCUUAGAUGAAUCAACCCUGAGAAAGCAAACGGAGAAGAUGAAGUCCAUGAAGAAUGAGGGCGAAUGGGCAAACAGUGCCGUAUCCCUCCAGCAUUCGAGACACUGCAGUUUGGACUUAGGGCCUCAUGGGGCCCUGAUAAAAGAACAAAGUUUAGAUGAUGACGAUGUGUUUGUGGCAAACCUGCCUCUCCAAAAAACAGCGUGGUCACCAGCCACAAAUGCACUACAGGAUUCAAAUCUGAAUGGAGGACACCGAAGUGUAAUUCAGAGCAGAAGUGAAGAAACCCCUUUUGUGGGUGGCCCAGUGGAAGAGCAGGACUGUAGCUGCAGCACUAACAAAGAUGAUGCUGGUAGGUCUGAUGGCAGCAAGUUUUUCAAAAGAACUUCAACAACUGACUCCACUGAUUCUGCCUUGGAUUCAGCAGUGUCCGUUGGGGAGCAAAGUGCCGACACGCUGGACACAAAGGCCUUCAUGCGCUACUACCACGUCUUUCGGGAAGGGGAGCUGUGCUCGCUGCUGGAAGAGAACGUACCUGAGCUUCAGAUACUUUCUUCCUGCUACGACCAUGGAAACUGGUGCGUUAUUGCAGAGAAAAAGGGGAAAGAGCUGUAAAAAGAACAACAUUUCAGUAACUGGGGGUUUUAAAAAAUAAAAUGCUUCUUGUGUUCCUGGGAUCGUGCUGUAUGACAUGGAAUUUCAAUCUCAUGUAGUUGUGUGCCAUCCGUUUUCGAUUUUACUAUCUGACUGCCUAUAUGUCCAUCUAAUGCAAGGCCUGUACAUAGAA